Molecule: messenger RNA, 921 nt
Organism: Pelodiscus sinensis (Chinese soft-shelled turtle)
Lineage: Eukaryota; Metazoa; Chordata; Testudines; Trionychidae
Source: RefSeq, a predicted model, not a curated record
AUGACCGACUUUAAUCAUUCUAAUACAAAUAAUGGGAACGAAUGCUCCAAAGACAGUUUUACUGACAUCUCCAUUAACAGCGUCACUCUGCUCAUCUGCCUGUUGGGGCUCAUGGGGAAUGGGACCGUCCUCUGGUUUCUGGGCUUCCGCAUUAAAAGGAACACCUUCACUGUCUACAUCCUGAACCUAGGCAUUGCUGACUUUGGUUUCCUUCUCUUCCUGGGUGUUUCCCUUACAAUGAAUAUGAUGAAUCAUUUCUUCUGUUUGGAUUUAGAAUGGAGGCCUUUUCUGCUGCUGUUUCUGUUCACAUACAACACCAGCCUGUAUCUCCUAACAGCCAUCAGUAUUGAGAGGUGUAUCUCGGUCUUCUUCCCACUCUGGAGCCGAUGCCGCCGCCCAAAGCCUUUGUCUGCCCUGGUGUGUGCCUUGCUCUGGGUUUUCUCCUCCCUGCUAAUUGGACUAGUUUGUCAUUUUUGUCUUCUUAAUCCGGAUAAAAAGUGUUUAGUGACAGUCAUAUCCAUGAAUAUUUUCAAUUUCCUAGUUUUCACUCCCAUCAUGGUUCUGUCCAAUCUGAUCUUGUCCAUCAAAGUCCGAUGUAGCUCCCAGCGACGUCAGCCAAGAAAACUCUAUGCUGUUAUCCUACUCACCAUCCUCUUUUUCCUUGUUUUUGCUGUUCCUCUCAGCAUUCAGUGCUUUAUGCUGUAUUUUAAUUACUUCUUAUUCUCCAAUGAGACAUGCUUCAUGCUGGCGUCACUAAACAGCAGCAUCAACCCAGUUAUUUACUUCCUAAUUGGGAGCUACAAAAAACGGCGAUUCCAGGGGUCUGUUAAAGUUGUGCUCCAGAGGGUCUUUGAGGAGAAGGCAGAUAUCAGAGAGGAUGGAGAGACUCAGAGUGCAAACCCAAUGGAAAUGGCUACUUAA